Messenger RNA from Ixodes scapularis (black-legged tick), 1644 nucleotides. Its product is annotated as acetylcholinesterase-like. Gene Ontology annotation, cellular component: plasma membrane. The transcript is spliced from 2 exons. Lineage: Eukaryota; Metazoa; Arthropoda; Arachnida; Ixodida; Ixodidae. The coding region runs from base 1 to 1644 and encodes 547 amino acids. Gene Ontology annotation, molecular function: acetylcholinesterase activity. Gene Ontology annotation, biological process: choline metabolic process; acetylcholine catabolic process. The record is from RefSeq and is a predicted model, not a curated record.
AUGCCACAGUCAUCCGCCAAGUCACGCGGAGAUCCGAACCAGCCGCACACCUACACGAGGCACGGACUCGUUCGUGGAUUGCGCCUGAACAUCGGCAGUCGUCCCGUGGACGCUUACUACGGCAUUCCCUACGCCGAACCGCCGCUUGCCCAACUGCGCUUCAGAAAACCACUCCCGCCGUCGUUGUGGAAGGGCAUCUACUACGCUACGAAGAAGAGGCCUCCCUGUUCCCAGAAGUCCUGGGAACUCACACAAGGAUUCACCAUUGAUGCGUCCAACAGCACCGAGGAUUGUCUCCACGUGAACGUAUGGACGUCCGCGAGGUACUGCUUCAGCCAAAACAUCGGCCUCUGCAGCUCCAAGGCAGUGAUGGUGUUUCUGCACGGUGGUGGUUUCCAGUUCGGUGGAAACAGUUACUCCAUCUAUGACGGCAGGUACCUGGCGCUCUUGGGUGACGUCGUGGUGGUGGUACCCAACUACAGGCUCAACGUGUUCGGGUUUCUGAACGCCAAUGUCACGGACGCCCCGGGUAACAUGGGAAUGUACGACCAGAUUCUGGCGCUGAAAUGGGUCCAGAAGAACAUUGCCAUGUUCGGUGGUGACCCAAACAGGGUGACGCUUUUUGGGCAAAGUGCUGGUUCCGUGUCGACGGGCUACCAUCUGCUGUCUCCGCUGAGUAGGGGACUGUUUCGCAGGGUGAUUAUGCAGAGCGGAACGCCUUACUGGAAGGUGCCCGACAACACAUUCACCGGGAAGCUGAAAGUACAGCAGCUGGCGAUGGGCCUCGGCUGCCCCGUCGGCGAGAAGGGCAACGUUCUGGCGGAACCCACCAGAGUGAUCGACUGCGUGCGCUCCAAGAGCAGAGGCAGGAUAUACAGGGCCAUGAAAGACGUUUUCGGGGUCGAAGAGAACUACAUGAUCCCCGCGUACUACAGUGAGUUCCUUCCUUUUGAACCCGUGAUGGCUACGGAGAAAGGCUUAUUUCAGGAUGUAGAUCUCAUGAUCGGCAACGUCAAGAAUGAAGGCACCGGCAUAGUUGACCAUUUCUUCUGGAAGAUAUUCAACUUUAAGGACUACACCAAGAUUUCAGUGGACGAAAUCUGGUUUUACAGUCUGCUUGUGUUUCGUGUGAUAUUGGGCAAGAACCCGGGUCCCAUUCGAGAACUCUAUUUGAACGAUCUAAACGACACAGAUUCAGCGCUGGCGCUGAGUCGGCUCUCGGAUGCAGUUGGUGACUUCAGUCUCAUCUGUCCAUCCCAGCUGUUCGCCGAGGCCUUCGCAAAACGCAAGAACAACGUGUAUUUCUACCUCUUCAACCACAGGCCUACGUUCAGCGUGUACCGGAGUUGGACAGGUGUGACGCACGGGGACGAGCUCGGUUUUGUGUUUGGUUUCCCACUCCUGUUUCCUCAGCAGUCAACGGACGAAGAGAAGAUCCUCUCUAGAAGGUUUAUCCGGAUCUGGUCGACGUUCGCCAAAAACGGAAAGCCGCCUACCGUCGGUGGACAGCAGUGGCCGAAGUUCACCAAAGACCACCCAUUCUACCUGAACAUUAACCUGAAGAACUACUCCCAGGGCCUCGGCUUCCGGAAGAAGAUCUGCGGAUUUUGGAGAAAGUAUCUCAUUCCGUCGGGGUCAUUGUAA